This is a messenger RNA of Polyodon spathula (Mississippi paddlefish), 3303 nucleotides long. Its product is annotated as WD repeat domain phosphoinositide-interacting protein 2-like. The record is from RefSeq and is a predicted model, not a curated record. Gene Ontology annotation, molecular function: phosphatidylinositol-3-phosphate binding; protein binding; phosphatidylinositol-3,5-bisphosphate binding. The transcript has 12 exons. Gene Ontology annotation, biological process: nucleophagy; autophagy of mitochondrion; protein lipidation. NCBI's taxonomy places the organism in Eukaryota, Metazoa, Chordata, Actinopteri, Acipenseriformes, Polyodontidae. Bases 428 to 1705 code for a protein of 425 amino acids. Gene Ontology annotation, cellular component: phagophore assembly site membrane; extrinsic component of membrane; cytosol.
AUAUGCCAUAGAAUAUGGUGGAGCUCCUUGAACCAGCUCCCCUCACACCAGAGAACUGAAGGAGAACCAAUGCCGCCGAAGGGGGUGGAACGGAGUGUGCAGAUAAUAGAAAUAAUAGAAAUAAUAAAAGAAUGAGCAAGAUAUUGACCACGAAAUAUGAAAACAGUUAUACACGAAAACAGUUAUUAAUAACAAAUAUAUCGCCAUAUUGUAGCAGUGUCCUCUCCUGCAACCUCGCAGCUGUGUUGUUUAGUUCCACCGGCCCUAGUGCGCAAGCUCGGAAAGAGAGCAACGUUUCUGAGCAAAACAACAACAGUCGGGAACAAGGGGAGAGGAUGCGGAGAGGCUGAAUGUCGGUAAUCAGUACCAGAAUCUGAUUACAGCUGAGAUUAUUGCCGAUGCUUCUUUUGUAAAUGUUGUCGAACCCAUGAACUUGGCCAGUCAGAGCGGGGAGGCCGGCUCCAGCCAGCUCCUCUUCGCCAACUUCAACCAGGACAACACGUCCUUGGCUGUUGGCACCAAAUCUGGCUAUAAGUUCUUCUCUCUGUCAUCAGUGGAUAAACUAGAACAGAUAUAUGAAUGCUUGGACACAGAAGAUGUAAGCAUCGUGGAAAGGCUGUUCUCCAGCAGCUUGGUUGCUAUCGUUAGCCUUAAAGCGCCUCGGAAGCUGAAGGUGUGUCACUUUAAGAAAGGGACUGAAAUUUGUAACUACAGCUAUUCCAAUACCAUCCUGGCUGUCAAGCUCAACAGACAGAGGCUAAUAGUAUGUCUGGAAGAAUCUCUGUACAUCCACAAUAUCCGAGAUAUGAAAGUACUGCACACCAUCAGAGAGACCCCUCCAAACCCUGCAGGUCUGUGUGCGCUGUCGAUUAAUAAUGAUAAUUGCUACUUGGCAUACCCUGGGAGUGCGACAAUAGGAGAGGUACAGGUCUUCGACACUAUCAAUCUGAGAGCCGCUAAUAUGAUCCCAGCCCAUGAUAGCCCUCUGGCAGCUUUGGCUUUUGACUCAAGCGGCACCAAGCUCGCUACAGCCUCUGAAAAGGGGACUGUGAUCCGAGUGUUCUCCAUUCCAGAGGGACAGAAGCUCUUUGAGUUCAGGCGGGGAGUGAAGAGGUGUGUCACUAUCUGCUCUCUUGCAUUUAGUAUGGAAGGACUCUUCUUGUCUGCAUCCAGUAAUACUGAAACAGUUCAUAUCUUCAAACUGGAGACACAGAAGGAAAAGCCGCAGGAGGAACCCACAACUUGGUCUGGCUACUUUGGAAAGGUGCUGAUGGCCUCCACCAGUUACUUGCCAGCCCAGGUCACAGAGAUGUUUAACCAGGGCAGGGCCUUCGCUACAGUCAGACUGCCUUUUUCUGGGCACAAGAACAUCUGCGCACUUGCUACACUCCAGAAGAUCCCUCGUUUGUUGGUGGCAGCAGCUGACGGUUACCUCUACAUGUACAACCUGGACCCACAGGAGGGAGGAGAGUGCACACUAAUGAAACAGCACAAGUUAGACGGAAGUGUUGAGCCAGCUAAUGAAAUUCUGGAGCCAACAACGCAUGACCGUCCAUUGGUGGCACAGACAUAUAAUGCUGCUGUGGCAAAAGGAUACUCCGAGGAUCAGGGAGCAGUUGGUGGGGUUGGCCUGGAUGAUGACAUGACAUCCCUGCGUUUGGAUGAAGAAAACGAGCAGCCUCCCAUGAUCCUUCAGACUGACUGACGUACCUUCUUACCUGUGAACUCGCCUCUUGGGUUGUAGAACUGUGACAUUGGACUCUCUUGUGCUGCUACGAACAUGUAACUGAGUGGAAGAGAGAUUAAAAGGAGAGGAAAAAAAAAAAAAAAACUAGAUGUAGCCUCAUUCUGUAUCGAUAAAUAUAUAUUGUUUUUUUUUCUUUCCCAGUGGCUUUUAAAUCUUGCACAUCUAUGCUAGCUGUACUUGAUUUUUCUUUCAUCAAAACAAAACCAAAAAGACUGAAGCUGCCCCAUGCAGAUUCUAAACCUCUUAGCUUUGCAUGCACACAUGUGCCAAUUAUAGCAUUGAUAGACAUAUUUAUUUGCGUUCUUUGAUGGUUUCCAAGAUGACUGUCGGAGCCGCCUCUCAGAUUGGGAUCUAAGAUUUGAGGUACGCUAUAAUAAGAAAUGCUGUAUCCCUAUUUUUGAGGUCAUAUUUGCUUGGAAACAUUGUGAUAGACGCAUGUUGACUUUUUUUUUUGUUCCAAAGCUGUUGAAAAAGCAGAAAUAGACGAUGGUUGGUGCUGCUGAGCAGCUGUUUCACUAUGUUAGGCCUACACGUUGGCCAUUAUCCCUGCUGGGUAGACCUUGUGGAAAGCUGGUAAGAUGCUAGUCCUACUUUUAAAAUGAAUGUCUAUGUCCGUGCUGGCUCACACAGAUAACGGAUAUGCGUUUUGGCAUUGGACCAGGAUCAAAUACUAAGGUGUGCUGAAAAAGAAAUCUUGCUUUCACUUGCAUUUGUUCCUUUAAACUUCUUUCCUCUAAAUUGCCAUGUCAUCUGGUUCAUUGGGUGGAUCAGUUGUUGAAUGAAAUAGCAUAUGGUAUACAAAUGUAUAGCCCUACCAUUUUGUAGCAGUUUGACAACAAAAAGAAAUCCUUGUUUUUAUAACUGACUUUUCUUUACAAAGAAGUUUAUCAUUUAAGAAUGUGCAACAAAAUGUUUCGCAAAAGCACAGAACCAGGGACACGUUUGCAGCUCAAGUUUUAACAAGUUUAAAGCAGCUGCAAGAUUGGUAAGUGUAAGAAUACGCUUUCCCUUAAGAGCAGUUUACAAUUGCAUUUCUGACUUCCCAAGGCAGACAUUCUGUCAGUGUGUUGAAGGUGUGUGUAUUUUAUAUAAAACAAGAGUACAACCUUUUUUUUUGGCAGGUGCAUGUUUCUGGCUGGGGGGAAAAAAAAAAAAUUUUAAAGGCUCGAAGCUGCCCUUUUAUUUUUAAUGUCAUAAGGUGGGAGUUAAUCUUAUUAAAAUCAAACAAUUGUAUUGCAAGAUGUAAGAAAUGGGAUAGAUACACAUAACUAUGUGUAACAUGUUUUCUUAAACAGCGUUCUGUUCAAAACCUUAGAAAUUGAAUUGUCUGAUUGAAGCUGUUUCUGGAGGGGGUGCUGUGCCUUGCCGUGUGUUCGUUGGAGACCAGAUGAAACCAGCUGUAUUUAACAUGUUUUCUCUGCAGUGUUUGUGAAAUGACAUUAAACGACUGUUCAUAAAGCAUAACACAUUCCACAGAUUGAACUGUCAAAAUGAGAGUACAGCACUGGAUGGAUUUUUUUUUUUUUUUUAUGUAAAUAAAAGAAAGUUGAGAGUGA